GUGCACAGUUUGUGACCGAGCCUCUGGAGAUCGAGCAUCUGCGAGAGAGACGGACAAGAUUUGACACUGUCAAACACGGAACCGAAGGACAAAAUCUAAUUUAUCUAAUCGCUGUGGGAUUCGGCAGCAGAAAAACUGAGUUUAGCACUCGACAGUAGCAGCCAGGAAUUUAUGGACUCUGGAAGAAUCCGUAAUUGCAUUGCAUCGCCUUUCAUCCAACUUACACACACAGUGGCACCCUGAAGCCCUCUCCAACAGGACCAGGAGGCACCAGAGUGACGGGAAAAGUACAAAAAGAAGGAUCAUAAAGGACAUGCACAGAAUGGUGCUGUGGAGGGUCGAGCUGAAGUGUUCUGCACUGGAAUGACCUCCCACACACUCUCACGUGGUUUCUAUGGGAAUUUCAGCAUAGCCGCACUCUGCUGGAUGGGAGGAGGUGUAUUUCUGUGGCAUCUCAUCGCUCUGCUCUGAUAGGCCAGUAUUAUUCAGCCUCUGCACUGCCGUUGGUCAGUAUGCCAGCAAAAGGGAAGUACUUGCUGAAUGAGCAGAAGUUGAAACAGGAAGCACUGUACAGGAAAUUUUCUGGCAUUAGCCAAUACCAGCCAUUCGUUCUGUUGCUGGGACUGAGCAUGCUCACUUGUGCCACACUGCUAGUGCUCUUCUUCAGCCUGAAACUGGAUGCACGGGACCAUGGUGUAUUUGUGGGAGUUGUGGGAGGAGCAUUGUGUUUGUUCCUGGCUGUGUUUAUAUUAGUGUGUACAGACACCCUCUCUCAAAGAUGGAGAACUUUGCUUGGUCUCGCCGUGUGGGCCACACACCUCACAAUGGGCUUCACCUUUAUUUUCAGCACAGAAAACAAAAUGGAAAUACAACCAUGGGACCAGGUGCCCUUCUUCCUCUUCAUCAUCAUUACAGUCUACACCAUGCUGCCAUUUCAGAUGAGCUAUGCUGUAACCCUGAGUAUCAUCUCCUCUCUGUCUCACAUCAUUGUUCUUUCGGUGCACCUCACAGUGUUCAGUUUCCACCCCAAACACCUCAUCACCAAUCAGUUGCUGUCAAAUUCUGUGGUGUUUAUUUGUGGAAGUAUGGUUGGGGCUUUUCAUAAGAUUCUGAUGGAGAAAGCUCUCAGGCAGACAUUUCAGGACACUCUUCGAUGCCUCGGCAUUCGCAUGAAACUGGAGAUUGAGAAGAGACAGCAGGAAAACCUUUUACAGUCAGUCCUUCCUGUGUACAUCUCCAUGAAGAUGAAGUUGGCCAUAAUGGAGCGCUGCAAGUGUAAAGAUAAAGAGGAACAGCAGCGUAUGGUCCGGGACAACAACUUCCACAGUCUCUACGUGAAGAGACAUGAGAAUGUCAGCAUCCUAUAUGCUGACAUUGUGGGUUUCACACGUCUGGCCAGUGACUGUUCUCCUAAGGAGCUUGUGAUCAUGCUGAAUGAACUUUUUGGGAAAUUUGACCAGAUUGCAAAAGAGAAUGAGUGCAUGCGAAUAAAAAUUCUUGGUGACUGUUAUUACUGUGUGUCUGGCCUCCCCGUUUCCCUGCCAAAUCAUGCCAAAAACUGUGUUAAAAUGGGCCUGGACAUGUGUGAAGCCAUCAAGCAGGUGCGCGAGGCAACAGGUGUGGAUAUUAACAUGCGAGUAGGUGUACACUCUGGAAACGUCCUCUGUGGUGUGAUUGGCUUACGGAAGUGGCAGUUUGAUGUGUGGUCACAUGAUGUCACCUUAGCAAAUCAUAUGGAGUCAGGUGGAUUACCAGGACGAGUUCACAUCACAGAGGCGACUCUGAAGCACUUGAACAAAGCGUAUGAGGUGGAGGAGGGGAAUGGUCACUUGAGAGACCCCUACCUUAAAGAGCUCAGCAUCAAAACUUAUUUGGUCAUAGACCCUCGGUCAAAAGAUCCAUCACUGAUGGCCCCCAGUGUCACUAAGCCUCGUGUGAGUGACGGUUUGAAGAUGAGAGCAUCUGUGCGUAUGACACGCUUCCUGGAGUCAUGGGGGGCCGUCAAACCGUUUGCCCAUCUGCAGAGCCGAGAGGAAUUCUGCACAGAUGCUAUGGUCAAUGGAAAGGGUCGCUGCAAGGACAUCCCUCUUAGAUCAGUAACGACCAAAAUUACAGAGAGGAAUAAAUCACAGAAGACUAAGUUUGAUGAAGAGCUUCACGACAAGAUGACCACCACCAUCAAUGAUCUGAGCUCCAGCAAAAAGUGGGUGAAGUCGGAAGAGAUCUCUGGCCUCACGCUGUGGUUUACUAAACGAGACCUUGAAAAGCAGUACAGGACUAUAGAGAUGCCAAGCUUUAAAUAUUACAUUGGUUGUGCCACCUUCAUCUUUAUCUGCAUCUUCAUCAUCCAGAUGUUUGUUACCAAACAGCGUAAAGAGCUGGGGCUGACGUUUGUGGUAUUGGGGUGUUUUCUGCUUUUGAUUCUGUGCAUCUGUUUUGCGAGUCAUAUACAGAGGCAGUUUCCAGAGAAGUUGAAGUCAUGCACGUGGCUCUCGGCUCUUUCAGAAGCAGUGGUUAAGAGACCUUUUCUGCGCCUCCCAUUGGCAACUGUAGCCACCGCAAUCAUAGUCAUCAUCGCCAUGUUCAACUUGUAUUUAAAAAACCCGGAGAAUUUAUGUGCCACUCUGCUACAAAAUAACAGCAACAUUCCUGAUUCUGUCAAAGAUGACCUUUCGUAUUUGCCUUACUCAGUAUAUAAUUGUAUAUUGGCGUUGAUCGCCUGUGGAGUGUUUUUGAGGGUGAGUUUGGAGCUGAAGGUGGCCUUCCUCUUCAUCGUCUCAACUAUUUCCUACAUCAUCAUCUUCUACUCCCAGCAGAAUCUCUUCAGCAGCUACAGCUGCCUGCUCUACACCAACCACAGCUGUGUAGAGGACAAUCUGAUGCUGUGCAAAGCAGGAAUUAUGAAGCACCCACAAAUCAUGAGCUGCAUCUACAUCACACUCUUCCUCUUUACCAUGCUGCUCAUAUCCCGCCAGAAUGAGUACUGUUGUCGUCAAGACUUCCUGUUGAAGAACAAGAACCUGGCCGAUAAGGAAGAAGUCGAGCUGUGCGAAAACCUGAACCGGCUGCUUUUGGAAAAUGUUCUCCCUGCGCACGUGGCCUCUCUCUUCGUGGGCGAGAACAAAAAGAAUGAGGACCUGUACUAUAAGUCAUAUGACUGCGUAUGUGUGAUGUUUGCCUCUGUGCCGGACUUCAAAGAGUUCUACACUGAGUGUGACAUCAAUAAAGAAGGACUGGAGUGUUUGAGGCUCCUCAAUGAGAUCAUCGCCGACUUUGAUGAGUUGCUGUCUAAGCCCAAGUUCAGUGGUGUGGAGAAGAUUAAAACCAUCGGCAGCACGUACAUGGCUGCGGCAGGACUGAGUGGACCUCCAGAGCAGAGCAGCCAGGACCGUGAAAGGCAGAAUGCACAGAUAGGAAACAUGGUGGAGUUCGCAAUCGCUCUUAUCGGCAAGCUGGAUGGCAUCAACAGACACUCCUUCAACACAUUCAGGCUUCGUGUCGGUAUAAACCAUGGCCCAGUGAUUGCUGGGGUGAUUGGAGCCAGGAAACCACAGUAUGAUAUCUGGGGAAACACUGUGAAUGUGGCCAGUCGGAUGGAAAGCACUGGAGAGCUGGGAAAAAUACAGGUGACAGAGGAGACGUCAGAUGUCCUACAGAAGCUGGGCUACUUAUGUGAGUGUCGUGGCCUGAUCAAUGUGAAGGGCAAAGGAGAGCUCAAAACCUUCUUUGUGUGCACAGAUUCCAGCAAACAACAGGGCAUCGGUCUGAGCUGAGACUGACAGCUUCACACACACACACACACGCACACACAGACUCCGGACCUAUAUGUGAUCUCUUUGGGGUUUUUUUCAAGAAUGUUUUAUUGCUACUGGAUUUGUUUCUUUAGAGCAUGUCUAAAGAACUGCACAUUUUUUUCUGAAUUUGAAAUGUUAGUUUGUUUUGGCAGCAUUUGGAGACCUGAAACUCUCAGAUAUGCAGCAACGUAUACAUACACACAUCUCACAUGAACACAAGCUGAACUGUGCAAUCCUCUUAUGGGACACAGACCACAGACAGUGGGUAACUUGAGUUCGCUGAAGGAAAAUAUUAGUUCUCAGUAUUGCUCUCAGACUUUCUGGGUACUGCUGUCAUAGUGGCCUUGAUCCUGUUGGAUUUAGACUGAUUUGGGAUGACUGAGCUUGUCGACAGAGGGAACACCUGACCCACACAAACUCAUUAUAACAGAUGAACAGAUGUGAAAAUAUCUAGAAUUUCUUCAGUCAUUUGAAAUAAUGUGUCCUUUAUUAUCAACUUUUGGAGCAACAAAAUAGUGGAUGCCUAUUCUUGCUUGAAUCUAAAUGCUGUGGAUGCUUUUUUGUGUUUUGUUUCAAAAAAACUGCCAAGUGUUUUGAAUGCCAAAUUUUGACAUUCAGUGUUGAUUUGCUGUUGCCUUUGAGUUGAGAUUGUGGAUUUUGGAGAUGGGCCUUCCUUAGCUUCAUAAUAUCCUAAAGAUUCAACUAUUAAGGAAUGUUUACAUAUACCAGGGGAAUACAUGUAAAUGAAUGAAAAUUAAAGAUCUUAAAGUGAAAGUGUACUUUCAUCGAUGUCCCAUUGUCUUUCUCAGAUCUUGACCAAAUAGCUCUGUGGCUUCUCUCAUCUGAAGUUGUAUAUUCACGAAUGGAUGUACUCAUGCAUCUCAGCUCACAUCGCAGUAAAUUGAUUUGCUCAAAAGGUC
Molecule: messenger RNA, 4714 nt
Organism: Rhinichthys klamathensis goyatoka
Lineage: Eukaryota; Metazoa; Chordata; Actinopteri; Cypriniformes; Leuciscidae
Gene: adcy7
Product: adenylate cyclase 7
Exons: 26
Coding region: 513-3773 (1086 amino acids)
Biological process (GO): cAMP biosynthetic process; adenylate cyclase-inhibiting G protein-coupled receptor signaling pathway; intracellular signal transduction
Cellular component (GO): plasma membrane
Molecular function (GO): adenylate cyclase activity
Source: RefSeq, a predicted model, not a curated record